AUGAGCAUCGAGGUGGGCAAUCUUGACCAAAACUGCAAGCAGAUGAAAGUCAACCUUGAUCUGCUCGAAGAAGAACGAGAAAAGGCCAUUGUUCGAGUUGCCGCCUAUCAGCAGCAGUUGACGUCCUACUACAAUAAGAAGGCCAAGAUCAGACAGUUUCAGCCUGGAGACCUUGUGCUUAGAAAAACUUUCAUCACAUCACCAAGGCAGUUAUCUUUCAAACUUCAAUUCUCAUUGUAUCUUGUAAGUGUAUAUCCGGAGAUACAACACUUGAAAGAAACUCCAUUGAGUUUGUACUCGUGA
Messenger RNA from Prunus armeniaca (apricot), 303 nucleotides. The record is from the annotation of a GenBank genome assembly. Lineage: Eukaryota; Viridiplantae; Streptophyta; Magnoliopsida; Rosales; Rosaceae.